AUGCGGCCAACACAACUCAUAGCAACCGUCGUCGCCUUCUCCUCCCUCACAUCGGCAUGGCCAUGGCCCGAAUCACUCGGCGAAUUGAAGGCGGUACAAAACAUAGAGGCCAUGCUAUAUAGACGGCAGAACACAGCAACAGCCCGCCAAACCGCGGAGCCAACGGCAGAAGAGACCUCUGCCGAGUCCGCCGCUGCCAGCGAAACCACCGCCGCAGAAGAGACAGCCACAGCCACAGCAUCGGGCAGUGAAGCAGUACCAACAUCCGACGAAGCAGCCGCCACCUCAGACUCUCCAGACUCAGAGUCAACAGCAACGACCACCGGUACACGACGAACGACAGGGACGAUAACGGCGACUGGGUCGGCCAGGUCAGGCACUCGAACCGCAGGCAACAACACCGCCACAUCCACUGAGUUCGAUGCCCGUCUACCUGCCGGCGGCAUCUCGAUGAUCACGCCCGCCGCCAUUAGCGGGGCCCAAUACUACAAGAUCGGAGACUACGUAAGCUUCGCCUGGAACUACACCUCUCUCGAGGUGACGCCUACGGCCAUCGACAUCCUAGCCUCCUGCUCCGCGAACCAGGCGACCUAUACCCUGGCGUUGAACCAGACGGUGGAGCCAACGGGAUCGCUGGUGUGGAACACGAAGGACACGGACGACAAGGAUCCUUUGUUAACGUCGACCUAUACCCUCAUCAUCUACGAUUCCGAGAGCGAGGUUAGUGCGGCACCGGCGGCCGGGUAUCUGGCCCCGUUCAGGCAGUUUUCGUUCGGGAUGUAUCAGCCGCAGAAGUAUACGCCGCUGGCUCAGUUUAAUUGCGCCACCUGCCUCAAGAACGGCGGUAUCAGCUCCAUCGAGCGACAGGCUCUUACCGUCAUUGGCGGCAUGGGCGUCAUCACUGUGCUCUCGUUUACCUGGUUUGCCGGCGGCUUUGGCGUCUUCUAA
Coniosporium apollinis CBS 100218 is the source of this 948-nucleotide messenger RNA. RefSeq lists its product as uncharacterized. Lineage: Eukaryota; Fungi; Ascomycota; Dothideomycetes. The record is from RefSeq and is a predicted model, not a curated record. The coding region runs from base 1 to 948 and encodes 315 amino acids. The transcript is spliced from 3 exons.